AUGCUUACCUGUCUCGCAGCUGAAUGCACAGCUACCUAUUCCCUCGCCAAAUAUACUGCUCUCCAAGAGCACAUUGAAAAGUACACCCACGGUCGCUCAAGUCUCCACCAGCAUGACAUAUUAGUUGCCGAAGCUAUGACCAUCUGUUUCUGCGUCUUCGUCGCAACACUGUUUGGAGCGGACUUCUUCUUCCUACUCUUUUGGCCACGGAGGUUGUAUCCAAUGUGGUACAACUUUACGAAGAAGGCGUUGGCGGUGGCAAUCACAGCGGGUGUCUUUGCGUCCGCAGUGCUUUCCAACGUGGUAGUUGCAAGGCAUACAGCCUUCGUCGUGCGCGCCACUCCCGAAGAGGCCAAGGCACUCACCGAUAUUUUCUUCAGGCCUCCACUCAAAUACUACAAGUGGCCGACGAAUAUUGCGUAUGUUGUACAACUUUGGGUCGGUUUCAUCUUCACGGCAGCAAGCACCGUCCUGCUUUUCGUGGCCGCCGACCACGAUGAGACGUAUGGUAUCGAGCCUAAGCCUGCGACGAUGAUAGCGGUCGAGAAUCCAAGUCCGGAGUCAAGAUCACGGUUGAGGGCUUGA
Messenger RNA from Cantharellus anzutake, 585 nucleotides. RefSeq lists its product as uncharacterized. Bases 1 to 585 code for a protein of 194 amino acids. Lineage: Eukaryota; Fungi; Basidiomycota; Agaricomycetes; Cantharellales; Hydnaceae. The transcript has 4 exons. The record is from RefSeq and is a predicted model, not a curated record.